CACCUCACUCAGAGGCCAACCAAAGCCUUGAUCAUAUCGGCCUACCCUCACAUCGCUUCUCUCCAUCUGUAGAGCCGACGGUACAGCCAUGAGCUCCUCUCAGGUGUCCGCAACGAGCAACGGCGCCUCGACUCCCGUGAUCCAGCACGCUCUCCCAUCCUUCAGCGCACCCCGCGAUCCGUCCACCUCCAACCUCGUCACACCCUACUGCCUCGCCCUCUCUCUUCCUCACCCACCCAAUGCAGACCCCUUCAUAGACGCCCUUCCCUACCAGCUUCUCCUCGCCGAGAUGCCCUCGGCUCUGCGCCAUUCCAGCCGGAGAGCGAUCAAGCGGCGGAGGAGAUUGAUGGAGGAGGUGGAAGAGGCUGGUUUGGUCGUAGAGGGCUCGAAUGGAGCUGCGAGGAGGGAGGACAAGGAGGAGGAGAGGGAAUUGGAAGCCAGGCUGGAGCAGGUGGGAGCCUUGGUAGGAGCAAACCUGGCCGAGAGACUGUCCCGCGAUCGUCCACCACUAGCCACGACUUUAGACGUCCUCAAGUUCGUCUGCAAAGACUUCUGGACAGCGAUAUGGGAGAAGCAAGUCGAUGGACUCAGAACCAAUCACAGAGGCGUGUAUGUGCUUACAGAUCAAGCCUUCAAGCCCCUGGCCCGCAUUGCAACUUCGGAAGGAUCAGCGAUGACAGCAAGAGUGGCCAAGCUACAUCUUCCACACUCGGUCGGGCUGCUGAGGGGAGCUUUGGGUAGAUUGGGAGUCAAUGCGACAGUAGUAGCAGAGAGCGCCAUUGCCCAGGGAGCAAAGGGCGCUUCGGAGACGGCAUCGACAGCUGGAGGACAGGCUGCGAUCACUUUCCAUGUCAGGACAGCGACAGCUGCUGCGCCCCCUCUCACGACUACAUGAGCAGUAUACACGGAAGAAUGCAGACCAUUUCAUACCC
Molecule: messenger RNA, 932 nt
Organism: Microstroma glucosiphilum
Lineage: Eukaryota; Fungi; Basidiomycota; Exobasidiomycetes; Microstromatales; Microstromataceae
Exons: 2
Coding region: 89-895 (268 amino acids)
Biological process (GO): endoplasmic reticulum to Golgi vesicle-mediated transport; regulation of GTPase activity
Cellular component (GO): TRAPP complex; cis-Golgi network; trans-Golgi network
Source: RefSeq, a predicted model, not a curated record